AUGGACCGCGUGACCAGAUACCCCAUCCUGGGCAUCCCGCAGACACACCGUGCCACCGGCCUGGUGCUGAAUGGAGACACCAGCUACACAUACCACUUGGUGUGCACGGGCCCUGAGGCCAGUGGCGGGGGCCAGGAUGAGCCACAGACACGGUCCACUCACUACAAGGCCCAGCAGGCUGUGUGGAGGCGGGGGCUGUCCUACAGCGUGCAUGCCUACCCUGGCCAGCCGUCCCCACGGGGACUCCACUCGGAGGACGGGGAAGAUGAGGGUCUGAAGAUUUAUCGCCUGGGUGCCAGGGAUGCCCACCAGGGACGCUCAACAUGGGCCCUCCACCCCGAGGACGAGGAGGACGCGGAGAUGAAGAUGUACCACCUGGAUGCUGGGGACACCGUCCCCAGGAGGCCAUGCGACCUGGAGCGGGAGCGCUGGGCCAUCAUCCAGGGCCAGGCAGUCAGGAAGAGUGGCACCGUGGCCACGCUCCAGGGCGCCCCUGACCACGGAGACCCCAGGACCCCCGGCCGACCUCGGUCCACGCCCCUGGAGGAGAACACAGUUGACAGGGAGCAGAUUGACUUCCUGGCAGCAAGACAGCAGUUCUUGAGUCUGGAGCAGGCGAACAAGGAGGUCCCUCAUAGCUCCCUGGCCAGGGGGGCCCCCGCAGGCACAUCCCCAGGGGUCAGCCAGGCCCCCAAGGCCUUCGACAAGCCCCACUUGGCCAACGGGCAUGUAGUUCCCAUCAAGCCCCAGGUGAAGGGGGUGGUCAGGGAAGAGAACAAGGUUCGUGCCGUGCCCACCUGGGCCAGUGUCCAAGUUGUGGAUGACCCUGGCUCCCUGGCCUCAGGGGAGUCCCCGGAGACCCCCAAGGAGACGCCCAUCGAGCGGGAGAUCCGACUGGCUCAGGAGCGUGAGGCAGACCUGCGACAGCAGAGGGGGCUUCGGCGGGGAUCCGACCACCAGGAGCUGGUGGAAAUCCCUGCCAGGCCACUGCUGACCAAGGUGAGCCUGAUGACAACCCCACGGCGGGAGAGAGGGCGCCCGUCCCUCUACGUGCAGCGGGACAUGGUACAGGAGACACAGCGCGAGGAAGACCACCGGCGGGAGGGCCUGCAGGUGGGCCGGGUGUCCACACCCGACUGGGUCUCGGAGGAUCCCCAGCCUGGAAUCCAGAGAGCCCUCAGCUCGGACUCCAUCCUCGGUCCGGCCCCAGAUGCCCGUGCGGCUGACCCAGCUCCAGAAGUGAGGAAGGUAAACCGUAUCCCACCUGAUGCCUACCAGCCUUACCUGAGCCCCGGGAACCCCCAGCUAGAAUUCUCGGCCUUCAGAGCAUUCGGCAAGCCCAGCAGCCUCUCCACAGUGGAGGCCAAGGCUACAACUUCACCAAAGGCCACGAUGUCCCCGAGGCAUCUCUCAGAAUCCUCCGGAAAACCCCUGAGCAGAAAGCAGGAGCCAUCGAAGCCUCCUCGGGGAUCCCUGCAAGCCAACAGGGGUGUCGUGAGGUGGGAGUACUUCCGCCUGCGUCCUCUGAAGUUCAGGGCCCUGGACGAGCCCCAGAAGGCCCAAGUUCCCCAUGGCUGGGGCUGGGAGGUGGCCGGGGCCCCGGCCUUGAGGCUACAAAAGUCCCAGUCAUCUGACCUGCUGGAAAGGGAGAGGGAGAGUGUCCUCCGCCGGGAGCGAGAGGUGGCAGAGGAGCGGAGGAAUGCCUUCUUCCCAGAGGUCUUCUCCCCAACGCCAGAUGAGAACUCUGACCAGAACUCCAGGAGCUCCUCCCAGGCAUCUGGCAUCACAGGCAGUUACUCCGUGUCUGAGUCUCCCUUCUUCAGCCCCAUCCACCUGCACUCAAGCCUGGCGUGGACGGCGGAAGAUUCAGUGGACAGUGCUUCUCCCGGGCAGAGAAGGAAGGAACAAUGGUACGCUGGCAUCGACCCCUCGGACGGUAUUAACUCAGAGGUCCUGGAAGCCAUACGGGUGACCCGUCACAAGAAUGCCAUGGCAGAGCGCUGGGAAUCCCGCGUCUACGCCAGUGAGGAGGAUGACUGAGCCUUGGGAUGGGGCGCCCACCCCCUGCCCUGCCCUGACCCUUGUGGGAACUGCCAAGACCAUUGCCAAACCCCACGCUAGGAAAUGGGUCCUAGAUCCAGGAUCAAAG
This is a messenger RNA of Piliocolobus tephrosceles (Ugandan red Colobus), 2149 nucleotides long. RefSeq names its product mitotic spindle positioning (gene MISP). The coding region runs from base 1 to 2040 and encodes 679 amino acids. The record is from RefSeq and is a predicted model, not a curated record. Lineage: Eukaryota; Metazoa; Chordata; Mammalia; Primates; Cercopithecidae. The transcript has 4 exons.